Syngnathus acus (greater pipefish) is the source of this 1659-nucleotide messenger RNA. It is a transcript of the gene xbp1, whose product is annotated as X-box binding protein 1. Gene Ontology annotation, molecular function: RNA polymerase II transcription regulatory region sequence-specific DNA binding; DNA-binding transcription factor activity, RNA polymerase II-specific. The record is from RefSeq and is a predicted model, not a curated record. Gene Ontology annotation, cellular component: nucleus. NCBI's taxonomy places the organism in Eukaryota, Metazoa, Chordata, Actinopteri, Syngnathiformes, Syngnathidae.
UCGAGGAAAGCUCGCCGACACUGCGACUCUGUCUGUCAGAAGAAGAGAAGCACCGUGGCCGUAAUAGAAAUUUGGGCCAUCAAUUAUUUGUGUGGUUGGAGACAGAGGAGGAUAUCGUGCCGACAUGGUGGUGGUAACAUCAACGAGCGGAGGCGCCCACAAACUGCUUCUCAUCUCCGGGAAGCAGAGGGGCGGCACGUCGACGGCGAGUUUCGGCCGACCCAUCUCGGUCGUCCUGCCGUCCUCCUCGAGCCAGGCGUCGUCGGACUCCGAGUCAAGCAGCUCGGCGGUGCCGCCGGUGCGCAAAAGACAGCGGCUCACACACUUGAGUCCCGAGGAGAAGGCACUGAGAAGGAAACUGAAAAACAGAGUUGCGGCUCAGACUGCCAGGGACAGGAAAAAAGCCAAAAUGGGCGAACUGGAGCAGCAGGUCCUGGAGUUGGAGCUUGAGAACAAAAAGCUUCACAUUGAAAACCGGCUCCUCCGGGAAAAAAACAACGGCCUGCUUACUGAAAAUGAUGGGCUGAAGCACAGACUUAAUUUGGACGCCUUUGACUCAAAGGAGAAGGUGCGACUCUUGAGUGCAAGCAAGGUUGACAAUUUGGAACAUAACACAAAUCAGUGUGCCUCUGCAGCAGGUGCAGACCCAGCAGUUCCUAAACCUGAAAACAUCCCAAUGGAUACAGAUGGUCCUGAUGCUGCAGACGAUGAGUCUGAUCUGUUCCUGGGCAUUCUGGACAUCUUUGACCCGGAGCAUUUCAUUCAGUCCUGCGAGCAGCCGUCAUUGCUCCUGGUCAGCGGAGGCGAUCCACUACCCACCGCCGCACUUGCGCCUAUGGGGACCCCAUCAAUCAAGCUGGAGACCCUUAAUGGACUGAUACAAUUGGAUCACAUUUACACCAAGCCAGCAGAGGUGGCCACGGAAGAUGUCAAGGAAAGCGACAACAACCUGACUGCUUCCUUUUCCGUCGCCGAGGUGGUGGUGUCGGAGGACGACGUCUGCAUCAAAGACGAGCCGGGGGAAGCGGUCAUCCCUACACAAAUGGAUGACUUCCUCUGCGAUGCUGAUGCUGCAGCCGCCGCCUCCUCACCCGCCUUCGGCGGCCUGGAUAAGGAAGCCUGCCUGGCGGACGCCUACAGCGACUCUGGAUACGAGUGCUCCCUCUCCCCUUUGAGCAACAUGUCGUCGUCCCCGCUGUGCUCCGGCAGCCCCUGGGACGACAUAUUUGCCACUGAACUCUUCCCCCAGCUCAUUAGCGUGUGAACGCACUCACAAUUGGCCAUAACAAACGUAUAUCGCUGGUGCCGAGCUUAAACCUCCUGUUAUGGAGGUUGCAAACAUUCCGCCCGACGCCAGCGAUAUAUUAGUGCUAACGUCACCUGUUGGUGUUUCUGGCCAAGCACACUAUAUCUCCCUUUCACUUUACAGCAGGUCUGUAGCGCUCACCAUGCCGCAAUGGCUCAUGGGAGAUGGAGUUCGCUUUUAGAUUGCUAUCCAGUAUUGUAAAUGGGAAUGGAUUGGGGGAAGGGGGGGGUCAUUUAAAUAUGAAAUACUAUUUAUUAGUGUAUUCUGCUUUCGGGUCGCUGUAUACAAACAAGCUUCAAAAUGUUGCCAACUUUCCUUGUAAGUCUUCAUUAAAAAAUAACUUCUGUGUUGCA